This is a messenger RNA of Nematolebias whitei (Rio pearlfish), 762 nucleotides long. RefSeq names its product receptor-type tyrosine-protein phosphatase gamma-like. The coding region runs from base 1 to 762 and encodes 253 amino acids. Gene Ontology annotation, molecular function: protein tyrosine phosphatase activity. Gene Ontology annotation, biological process: protein dephosphorylation. The record is from RefSeq and is a predicted model, not a curated record. Lineage: Eukaryota; Metazoa; Chordata; Actinopteri; Cyprinodontiformes; Rivulidae. The transcript is spliced from 7 exons.
AUGUCGCUCUGGCUAUUAGCUGUGUUUUCUAGUGCCUCCACCACCUGUCCAUGUGCCGUGACUUUACCUUCCAGCGAGGGCUACAGACGAAGUACGGAGUUCAUCAUUACCCAGAAUCCUUUGCCUGGCUCCAUAAAGGACUUCUGGAGGAUGGUUUGGGACCACAAUGCUCAGGUUGUCAUGUCUCUGCCUGGGGCUGAGGGAUUGGUGAAGGAUGAAGCAGAACCAUGUGUCUUCUGGCCUCGCAAAGGGAAACCAAUCACUUUUGGCUCGUUCACCGUCACUCUGAGGAGUGAGAGUCACAUCUGUCUGUCCAAUGAGGACGAGUUGGUGGUCCAAAUGUACACACUAGAGUCUGCACAGGAUGACUAUGUUCUGGAGGUGAAACAUUACCGCUCGUCAUGCUGGCCAAACCCGGACAGUCCAGUCAGCCAGACCUUUGAGUUGAUCAACCUGGUAAAGGAAGAAAACUCAGACAAAGAUGGUCCAACUGUGGUCCAUGAUGAUGCGGGGGGAGUUCGAGCAGGAACGUUCUGUGCUCUGUCGUGUCUGGUGCAGCAGCUGGAUGCUGAAGGGUCCAUCGAUGUCUUCCAGGUGGCUCAGCUGAUAAACCUCAGAAGACCAGGUGUCUUCAACAAAACAGAGCAGUUCCAGUUCCUGUUUGAGGCCAUGCUGAGCCUCAUCGGGAAGCGGGAAGAGGACGACAGCAGAGCCAUUGUGGUGGGGGCUGCCACCACCGAGAGCCUUGAAUCCCUCGUCUAA